UAACAGCUCUGACAUGUUUUAGUCGUUAACACAAGCUGUCGGUACUUUAGCUGUCGGUACUUUAGCUGUCGGUAGUUUAGUUGCAGCAGAAAUCUGCCGCUUCAGACUCAUCAAACUCUGAGUUAAACAGUAAACUCGAAGCAGCCGCCAUUGAAGACAUCCGCCAUGUUGUGUGGAUGUUUGGGAGCUCACACGGUGUCCGGACAGCCGCCGGACAGCAGCGGUUUGUGUCCACUACAGGACUGAUGUGGAGACAGUGUGGGGCCGAGCUGGACGGGAUAAACUCUCUGAAUAUGCCCUGUGCCUUGGCGAGUCAGUCUCUGGAGCCUGUUGGCCUCACUGACGGGCUGACGGUCCCACAGGGAAAAGUCUGUAACGCGCUGUGGGGCCGCUAAGGGGCGCUGCUGAGUGUCGGACUUUCCCAGCACGUCGCGGUGCCUGAGUUUUAAAGUUACAUUUUUGCAUGUUCUUCUCAAAGACUGUUGGUUUCUUCCUCUCAUGUCUUCAUCUGAAUUCCUUCAUUAGAAGAACCAGCUGAACUCUGUCUCUGUUUGAACCGAUAAUCAAUGCAGAUAAUUUGAGUCCUUUACAGGAAAGUUUGUUGGUGAUUGUGAGGAGUUUUCACUGCCAUAAAAAGUCCAUAUGUUGUGUUUUUAUAAAUGAUGCUUUUAUUGACGGGGAAGUGAUUGAAUGUUAUUAUGCCGCAGUCUUCAUCCUGUGAAGUGAUCAGCUGCUGCAUCGAGUCCUUUUCUACACUGCAGAUGAGAUUCUGUCAGAUCACAUCAGUCCAUCUCAGUCCUUCUGUGUGUCAGUGAAUGCACCGUGUGCUGGGCUGCAGCUCUCUGACUCCAUCUAGUGGACUGAUGGUAGAAGUACAGCAGCUGAUGGCAGCUUCCUCUGCCUCACACUGCUGUGUGACUGCAUUGAACAGACGCUGACAGGAAACAGGAAACGACAGCCAAUCAGAGGAGGAGCAGCUGAUGUGUGGACAGGAGAAAGGACGUAAAGAUGAUUUCAGUGGAUGUGCACAUGAAUGAUUUGUGUUUCCUGUGCAGAUCAAAGUGUGUGUGAGCUGAGCAGCAUGGAUCAGUGUGAGGACAGAGAGGAGGGAGUCCCUCCCUCUAAAACCACUCUGUGUGGGGAACCUGGCAGCCAGACCAGAGCUCAGAGGCCAGAGCUGCAGCACAGACCAGACUCUGCUGGACCUGGAUCUGGACCAAGCUGUGUGUCCCUCGCGAGUGACCGGUCAAUGAAUAUCAUCAUAACUUUUAAUCCAGAACUUUCAUCAGAGAAACAGAUUGAUGGACCAGCUGGAUCUGGACCCAGCUGUGUGUCCUUCAAGAGUGACCAGUCAGAUGAUCCCUUCAUAGAUUUCAAAGGCCACCAACCACCUGCUGCAAAGAGGAGGAAGCUGGAAGGACCAGGACCCAACAGUGGGCCCAUGAAGACCGACUUGUAUUGUCCUGUGGACUUCAAAGAUGGACGUCACAGUGUUGAUCAAAGAGUCGAGCAGGAGAGCUCAGAGGUUCCCAGUGGUCAGCAGCAUCAAACACACCUGGACUCCAUAUUUAUGCUGCUGGAGGAGGACAUUGUCAGGUUUGUGAAGAAGGAACUGAAGAGGCUCCAGAAGGUUCUGAGUUCAGAUUAUCCAGAAGAGAGUCAGAGGGAGGAUGAGGAGGUGUUGGACGGUGAGGAUGAAGAGCAGAGGAGGAGCAGCAGAAAGGCAUUUCUGAAGAUCACACAGCACUUCCUGAGGAGAAUGAAGCAGGAGGAGCUGGCUGACUGUCUGCAGAGGAGACAUCCAGACAGAAGAGAUUGUCAGCUUAACCUCAAAUCUAACCUGAAGAAGAAGUUCCAGUGUGUGUUUGAGGGGAUUGCUAAAGCAGGAAACCCGACCCUCCUGAAUCAGGUCUACACAGAGCUCUACAUCACAGAGGGAGAGACUGGAGGGGUCAAUGAUGAACAUGAGGUCAGACAGAUUGAAACAACAUCCAGGAAAUCCAGAAGACCAGAGACAACAAUCAGACAUGAAGACAUCUUUAAAGCCUCACCUGGAAGAGAUGGACCAAUCAGAACAGUGAUGACAAAGGGAGUGGCUGGCAUUGGGAAAACAGUCUUAACACAGAAGUUCACUCUGGACUGGGCUGAAGACAAAGCCAACCAGGACGUCCACUUCACAUUUCCAUUCACUUUCAGAGAGCUGAAUGUGCUGAAGGAGAAGAAGUUCAGCUUGGUGGAACUUGUUCAUGACUUCUUCACUGAAACCAAAGAAGCAGGAAUCUGCAGGUUUGAAGAGUUCCAGGUUGUGUUCAUCUUUGACGGUCUGGAUGAGUGUCGACUUCCUCUGGACUUCCACAACAAUGAGAUCCUGACUGAUGUCACAGAGUCCACCUCAGUGGAUGUGCUGCUGACAAACCUCAUCAGGGGGAAUCUGCUUCCCUCUGCUCGCCUCUGGAUAACCACACGACCUGCAGCAGCCAAUCAGAUCCCUCCUGAGUGUGUUGACCUGGUGACAGAGGUCAGAGGGUUCACUGACCCACAGAAGGAGAAGUACUUUCGGAAGAGAUUCAGGGAUGAUGAGGAGCAGGCCAGCAGAAUCAUCUCCCACAUCAAGACAUCACGAAGCGUCCACAUCAUGUGCCACAUCCCAGUCUUCUGCUGGAUCACUGCUACAGUUCUGGAGGAUGUGUUGAAGUCCAGAGAGGGAGGAGAGCUGCCCAGGACCCUGACUGAGAUGUACAUCCACUUCCUGGUGGUUCAGUCCAAAGUGAAGAACAUCAAGUAUGAUGGAGGAGAUGGGACAGAUCCACAGUGGACUCCAGACAGCAGGAAGAUGAUUGAGUCUCUGGGAAAACUGGCUUUUGAGCAGCUGCAGAAAGGCAACCUGAUCUUCUAUGAAUCAGACCUGACAGACUGUGGCAUCGAUAUCAGAGCAGCCUCAGUGUACUCAGGAGUGUUCACCCAGAUCUUUAAAGAGGAGAGAGGACUGUACCAGGACAAGGUGUUCUGCUUCAUCCAUCUGAGCGUUCAGGAGUUUCUGGCUGCUCUUCACGUCCAUCAGACAUUCAUCAACUCUGGUGUCAACCUGCUGGCAGAAGAACAACCAACAUCCCAGAAGUGUGAAACAAGAACAGAUGAAUCUGCAGAGACACAGUUCUACCAGAGUGCUGUGGACGAGGCCUUGCAGAGUCCAAAUGGACACCUGGACUUGUUCCUUCGCUUCCUCCUGGGACUUUCACUGCAGACCAAUCAGACUCUCCUACGAGGUCUGAUGACACAGACAGGAAGUGGCUCAAAGACCAAUCAGGAAACUGUCCAGUACAUCAAGACGAAGAUCGAAGAGAGUUCAUCUGUGGAUAGAAGAAUCAAUCUGUUCCACUGUCUGAAUGAACUGAAUGAUCGUUCUCUGGUGGAGGAGAUCCAACAGUCCCUGAGGUCAGGAAGUCUCUCCACAGAUGAACUGUCUCCUGCUCAGUGGUCAGCUCUGGUCUUCAUCUUACUGUCAUCAGGAAAAGAUCUGGACGUGUUUGACCUGAAGAAAUACUCUGCUUCAGAGGAGGCUCUUCUCAGGCUGCUGCCAGUGGUCGAAGCCUCCAACAAAGCUCUACUGAGUGGUUGUAACCUCUCAGAGAGAAGCUGUGAAGCUCUGUCCUCAGUUCUCAGCUCCCAGUCCUCUAGUCUGAGAGAGCUGGACCUGAGUAACAACAGCCUGCAGGAUUCAGGAGUGAAGCUGCUGUCUGCUGGACUCAAGAGUCCACAUUGUACACUGGAGACUCUCAGGCUGUCAGGCUGUCUGAUCACAGAGGAAGGCUGUGCUUCUCUGGCCUCAGCUCUGAGCUCCAAACCCUCCCAUCUGAGAGAGCUGGACCUGAGCUACAAUCAUCCAGGAGACUCAGGAGUGGAGCUGCUGUUUGCUGGACUGGAGGAUCCAGCCUCGAGAGUGGACGCUGUGAGGGUGGAGCCUGCUGGAGUCCGAUGGCUGACACCAGGUCUGAGGAAGUAUUCCUGUGAACUCACAGUCGACGCCAACACAGUAAACGGAAAGAUCAAACUGUCUGACGGCAACAGGAAGGCGACGUAUGUGGAUGAGGAUCAGUCGUAUCCUGAUCAUCCAGACAGGUUUGACUGGUGGCCUCAGCUGCUGUGUUCAGAGGGUCUGACUGGUCGCUGCUACUGGGAGGUCGAGUGGAAAGGAGGAGUUUCUAUAUCACUGAGUUACAGAGGAAUCAGAAGGAGGGGAGGCAGUGAUGACUGUGAGUUUGGAGAGAAUGAUCAGUCCUGGAGGCUCUGGUGCUCUCAUGAGGGUUACACUGUCUGUCACAAGAAGAGCGAAAAAUCCGUCUACUCCUUUUCCACUUCCUCCUCCUCCUCUGACUCUUCCUCCACCUCCCCCGCCUCAGCUUCUGACAGAGUUGCAGUGUAUGUGGACUGGCCUGCUGGCACUCUGUCCUUCUACAGAGUCUCCUCUGACAGUCUGAUCCACCUCCACACCUUCAACACCACAUUCACUGGACCUCUUUAUCCUGGCUUUGGGUUCUGGUUCUGGUCUGGUUCCUCAGUGUCUCUGUAGGAGGAAGAGUCCCGUCGUCUUGGAGGAUCACAGUUGGAGAAACAUUUCAUGUUAUUUUAACAGUUCAAUUGUGAAGUUCAUAGCUAUUGAUUCAAACUGACCGAAAAGAUUCCUUGUUUACACUUUAAACUGGUGACACUUUUAGUCCUUUAAAAAUUAAAGCUAUUUUUAUUAACUUGUACAUUUGUAACAUUUGUAAUAAAAUGAGUGCCUGAGCUUAAUAACACUUAGGGUGCCCAAAGAUCUCAAUGGAAAGUUAAACACUAGAUGUACGCAGCACUAAGUCUAAAACCAUUUCUGAUUUGUUCCAUGUUUUUGUAAAGAUAAGACAGUCUGUCUUCAUCUGAUCUAAUGUGUUCUAAACUGACAUAAUAAAGAGGUUUGUUUGUUUCUGUUUAC
Molecule: messenger RNA, 4969 nt
Organism: Scatophagus argus
Lineage: Eukaryota; Metazoa; Chordata; Actinopteri; Scatophagidae
Product: NLR family CARD domain-containing protein 3-like
Exons: 11
Coding region: 1034-4570 (1178 amino acids)
Molecular function (GO): protein binding
Source: RefSeq, a predicted model, not a curated record